Molecule: messenger RNA, 3435 nt
Organism: Salvelinus fontinalis (brook trout)
Lineage: Eukaryota; Metazoa; Chordata; Actinopteri; Salmoniformes; Salmonidae
Gene: dnajb12a
Product: DnaJ heat shock protein family (Hsp40) member B12a
Exons: 9
Coding region: 48-1151 (367 amino acids)
Biological process (GO): cellular response to misfolded protein
Cellular component (GO): endoplasmic reticulum membrane
Molecular function (GO): Hsp70 protein binding
Source: RefSeq, a predicted model, not a curated record
CAUAGAGCGACCAGCUUGCGAGUAAACAGACUAGUUCCGCUGUCGCGAUGGAAUCAAACAAGGACGAAGCUGAACGGUGUAUAAAGAUUUCUAUAAGUGCGCUCAGUAAUAACCAACCAGACAAAGCUAAGAGGUUUCUAGAAAAGGCACAGCGUUUGUUUCCAACCGAUCAGGCCAAAAGUUUACUAGAGUCCAUCGAACAGAAUAGGAAACCACCGGAUGAAGAAGAGAGGCCUAUGAAUGGGGAUGGUUCUGGAGUGAGACAACGUAGCCAUGGAGACGAAGCCACAGACUCAGCCAAACCAUACACAUCAGAUCAGCUGGAUGCUGUUAAAAAAAUAAAGAGUUGUAAAGACUACUAUGAGAUUCUGGGAGUUGAAAAGGACGCCGGGGAGGAGGACCUGAAGAAGUCCUACAGGAAACUGGCCCUGAAAUUCCACCCCGAUAAAAACCAUGCUCCAGGAGCCACAGAGGCAUUUAAAGCCAUUGGCAAUGCAUACGCUGUACUCAGUAACACAGAGAAGCGGAGCCAGUAUGACCAGUAUGGUGAGGAGAGAGCUCACCCUACGAGACAACAGCACAGGCACCAGCGCCAUGACUUCGAAGCCGACAUCUCGCCCGAGGACCUCUUCAACAUGUUCUUUGGAGGAGGUUUCCCAUCACGUAAUGUACAUGUUUACAGAAACGGCGGAAUGCACUUUGGCCAUCAGCAUAGAGCAGGACCAGAGAGGCGAGAACAGCGGGAUGGAGGUUUUGCCCUUUUUGUCCAGCUGAUGCCCAUCCUCAUCCUAAUCUUCGUCUCCGCCCUCAGCCAGAUGAUGGUGACCCCUCCCCCCUACAGCCUUAGCCACCGCUCAGGUGCGGGCCACAUCAACCGGAGGCAGACACAGACCCUGAAGGUGUCUUACUACGUAGGAGCUAGCUUCACCAAGGAGUACUCUGGAAAAGACCUAAGGAAUGUGGAGAGGAGCGUGGAGGAAGACUACAUCUCCAACCUCCGGAACAACUGCUGGAAGGAGAAGCAACAGAAGGAAGGCUUGCUGUACCGUGCUCGUUAUUUCGGAGACUCUGACUUGUACCAAAGGGCUCAGCGGAUGGGUACGCCUAGCUGCUCACGACUGUCGGAGAUUCAGAUCAUGCUACAUGGAUAAGAACCCACAAACAAACAGAAUGAUUAUUUGGUACUUGAAUCGAAUGAGAAGAAAUCAAUAUACAACGCCCUAUUCAAGCCCACACAAAAAUUGGAGCAGCAAUUUGAGAGAAACUGCCUUAGAUCCAUAUGGUGGGUUGCAGACAGAUAUGGCCUGUCGGGGGGACCCCUCUCUGCACACUCCUGUGGUCAGUCUUAACUUCCUAUAGAACUGUGAAACAGACGGACAAGGUGAUAGCUGGUUUAAAUACAAAAACACUUCAAGGCUGGCAGAACUAGACGGGUGUCAUGGUUUUUUGAAAACGAGAGAUUAAAUGUAUUUUUGAAUGGUGCAUUGCCUUCAGAAAGUAUUAACACCCCUUGACUUUUCCACAUUUUGUUGUGUUACAGCCUGAAUUAAAAAUGUGUUAAAUAUUGAGUCAAUAAGUAUUCAUCCCCUUUGUAGUGGCAAGCCUAAAUAAGAUCAGGUGUAAAAAGGUGCUUAACAAGUCACAUAAUAAGUAAUAGUGUUUAACAUGAUUUUUAAUGACUUCCUCAUCUCUACCCCACACACAAAAUUAUCUGUAAGGUCCCUUCAAACACAGAUUCAACCACAAAAACCAGGGAUGUUUUCCAAUACAUCGCAAGGGCACCUAUUGGUAGAUGGGUAAAAAAUAACAAAGCAGACAUUGAAUAUCCCUUUGAGGAUGGUGAGGUUAUUAAUUACACUUUGGAUGGUGUAUCAAUACACCCAGUCACUACAAAGAUACAGGUGACCUUCCUAACUCAGUUGCCGGAGAGGAAGGAAACUGCUCAGGGAUUUCACCAUGAAGCCAAUGGUGACUUUAAAACAGUUACAGAGUUUAAUGGCUGUUUGCAACAAGGCACUAAAGUUAUACUUAAAGAAAUAUGGCAAAGCAAUUAACUUUUUGUCCUGAAUACAAAGUCUUAUGUUUGGGGCAAAUCCAAUAUAACACAUUACUGAGUACCACUCUCCACAGGACAGGAGUUUUUUAGGAUAAAAAAUAAACGGAAUUGAGCUAAGCACAGGCAAAAUCCUAGAGGAUAACCUAAUUCAGUCUGCUUUCCAUCAGCCACGGGGAGGUGAAUUCACCUUUCAUAGGACAAUAACCUUAAACACAAGGCCAAAUCUACACUGGAGUUUCUAGCCAAAAAGUCAGUUAAUGUUCAAGUGGCCAAGUUUACAAUUUUGACCUAAAUCUGUUUGAUGGCAAGAUGUGGAAAUGGUUGUCUAGCAAUGAUCAACAAACAAUUUGACUGAGCUUGAUGAAUUUGAAACAAUGAUUAAUGGGCAAAUAUUGUACAAUCAAAGGUGUGCAAAGCUCUUUAGAGACUUACCCAGAAAGACUCACAGCUGUAAUCGCUGCCAAAGGUGAUUCUAACAUGUAUUGCCUCAGGUGUGUGAACACUAGAUUUCUGUUUUUAAUUUUCAAUAAAUGUGCAAACAUUUCUAGAAACAUGUUUUCACUUUCAUUAUGGGUUACUGUGUGUAGAUGGAUGAGAACAUGUUUUUAUUUAAUCAAUUUUGAAUUCAGGCUGUAACACAAAUGUGGAACAGGGGUAUGCAUCAUUUCUGAAGGCACUGUAUACUGCUAAAGCUGCUAAAAUAAAGCUUCCUUUUCCCUAUUAUGUUUUGAUAAAUAUUUUGAAGAACCAACUCAAGGCCUUCUGUUAUAGACAUCUAAACCAAUAAUUAUUUUUAUAUAUAUAUAGUUCAUACUUGUAUAUACUAUACAUCGUAAUUUUUAACAACACACUGUAGAUGGCGUUAAGAAGCUAAUGUCAUUUACUAUAUCAUUUAAUGAACCCUGUGGAUUUGCUUGUAGCUCAUUGGAUUAUGGAUUAUGGAGAUGACUAUUGAAAAUGAUUGCACAAAUGAAAAUCUGUAUUUAUUAAAAUUUAACACAAAUCAGUCUCUUCCUUUUAUAGUCACAAUUAUGACUUAAUGUGGUGCCACUGAAAUAUUACAGAGACAAAUAUUUGAUCCAUUAACAAAGUACUUCAUGUGGAUAUUUAAUUAGAAAAAUAAUUAAGUUCUUGAAGGAAAGUACAAAAAGCAGUACAGAUUAACAGGUGAAUAUUUGUGUAUCAAAGAAAUACGUCUAAUCAAAUGCAUGGUUUAAAAACAGCAGUUUUGCAUUGUAAUGCCCAUAUCUUACAUUUGAUUGUCCCUACAUGUCAAUUGAUGUGGAUAAGCUGCCAUUAACAAGAUACAGUAUGUUCCCUUAAACAUUCAAAUGUUUGGUUUAAGAAUAAAAAAUAAACUACAUUUGAUGCAUAGUAAA